Molecule: messenger RNA, 1231 nt
Organism: Aureobasidium subglaciale EXF-2481
Lineage: Eukaryota; Fungi; Ascomycota; Dothideomycetes; Dothideales; Saccotheciaceae
Exons: 1
Coding region: 247-954 (235 amino acids)
Source: RefSeq, a predicted model, not a curated record
CUAGAGACGAGACAUCAGGCACCUUCCAAUCCUUCGACAACACCAAGCGCCAGUGGUAAUUUCUUCACUCCAACUCAAUGCAAAGCAAUCCUCGAUCUCAGCCCAGAGUCGAACCCUGACCCCCUCUUUUAUCACGUCUAUCCUUAUACAUUCCCCAAAUUCAUUUAUUACCGUCAGUCCUCUGUUUGGUGUAACGGCUUAACCACUCAACACUCACAAAACCAAAAAAAGAGCCUCUGCCCCAAAAUGUACGUCUUGAAUAGCAUUACGCAGCUGAUGACCGACAUCAGUGACUCAGAUCAUGGACGAGUGGAAGGCCUUUCUAAUACUGAGGUAUUAGUUUUGCUAUUUUGGGUUGUGAUUUUGCUCUUCGUUGUUGUUGUUCUCUCGUCGAGGCGUGUCAGACGCCUCUUGUAUCAUGCAACACAGAUGGAGCAGGUUGAUCAAUUGCAUUACGCGUAUCCCCUUCACAUGGCUUCAUACCGAGCGCAGAAAUCGAUAUCCCCAGGGAUUUCUGAGCGUGCUGUACAACUUUUGGUACGUGAAGUGGGAGUCGUGUGGACUGUUGUCAACAGACAUUCAUAUCUCCGUGUCCCCGAUCAUCUGCUCCUUCGUCAAUCAUCAGUCCCAAGCAACCACACUGCCCGAACCCUUCUUCUUGGUAACCCUAUCCAUGACGCCCAACACCCACACAGCUUUCUUCCUCAUCUCAGCUUCUCUCACCUCUCCAACCUCCACCCCCAAACUCACAAUCCCACUCCCCUUAUGCAUCUGCGCCACAAAAUCCCUACACCAUUUCUCCACUCUCUUCUCCAGCACCAAAACCUUGCACUCCAUCUGCAUAACCGGCAGAAAGGCAGAAACCACACCCCUCGAAUCAGUAUAGCUUUCUGGACAACAAAGCAGUACAUCGAUCUUCUUGUUCCAUUUCUUGGCCACGGUUUCUGCUGCUGAGGUGAGGCUGAGAGAGGAGGUGAGAUGGAGCGGUUGAACGAAAGAGGAGACUUCUUUCUUGCCUGAGCAGAGGAGACGCCAUGUCCAUGUGGGGGAGGAGGUUUUGCAGAGAGCGAUUAUGAAGGUGUUGGGGCGGGUGCAGAGGUGGGUUGUUAGGGUGUAGGUGAAGAGGGUGUCGGAGGAUGUUAUGAGGUAGACUGUUUCUUUUGGCAUGCUUGUGGUGGUUGUCAGAAGUGGUUUUGUUUUGUUUGAUGGCUUUUGGGUUGUGAGGGUGCUU